This is a messenger RNA of Ricinus communis (castor bean), 1017 nucleotides long. RefSeq lists its product as uncharacterized. The transcript has 4 exons. Lineage: Eukaryota; Viridiplantae; Streptophyta; Magnoliopsida; Malpighiales; Euphorbiaceae. Bases 216 to 677 code for a protein of 153 amino acids. The record is from RefSeq and is a predicted model, not a curated record.
UUAGUAAAAUCCUCCUCUUUUGCUUUCUUUACAAUCUUUCCAAUAAAUCUUUCCUUUGCUUCCUAGGGAAUGAAGUCAAGACAAAGCAAAUAGCUCUUCUGAAAGAUAAUUUUUGAAGCAAAAGCAAGUACCACUCCACAGAUUGGGCUAUUUGUGGAAAGCAGGAAACAAUCAAGCUAGCUAUAUUGGAAGUUGUGGAGAACAAUUGUGGAGAAAUGAGAAACAUGGGCAGCAUGGGCAGUAGUGGAAAGCUAUCAAUGGAAGAAAAUGAAGAAGAUGAGAUAUCAAGGUUUGAUAUAUCAUCAUUUCAAGCUAGAGAAGAGGAGAUUGAGAGGAAGAAGAUGGAGGUUAGAGAGAAAGUUGAACUUCAAUUGGGUAGAGCAGAAGAAGAAACUAAACGCUUGACUCAGAUUUGGGAAGAGCUUGAAUCAUUGGCUGAUCCUACAAGAAAAGAAGUUGCAAUGGUGCGCAAGAAGAUUGACGUAGCCAAUCGAGAGCUGAAGCCACUUGGACAAAGCUGCCAGAAGAAGGAGAAAGAAUAUAAAGAAGCUCUGGAAGCUUACAAUGAAAAGAACAAAGAGAAAGCUCAGCUAGUUACAACACUAAUGGAGCUGCUGACUGAGAGUGAAAGGUUGAGGAUGAAGAAAUUGGAGGAACUAAGCAAGAAUAUCCCUUGACAUGUCUAUGCUACAUUAACAAACAUUAGGGUUGUACUGUUCUACCCAUUCUUGUCCUCUUAUGUUGUUUCAUGUUUUUUAUUUUCUCAAAUUAUUUGGGCUUUGGAAUGAUUAAAGUUCAAGGUUUGUGUUAUAUUAACAUUAUUUGAUGAAUAGUCAAAGAAAAAACAUGAGAUGAUGGAAAAUUAUAUCUUGGACACAAGUACAUUAUGUACUAUGUACAUGUUGUCUAAAAUGCGGAUGUUUAGUUUAAAUGAGAAAGUUGAAAAUUAAAUGGCACGUGCGAGUGUUUUAAAUUCAAUUUAACACCCUACCUCAUGUGCAACAAUUUGAAACAGAA